This is a messenger RNA of Aspergillus udagawae, 258 nucleotides long. RefSeq lists its product as uncharacterized. Lineage: Eukaryota; Fungi; Ascomycota; Eurotiomycetes; Eurotiales; Aspergillaceae. Bases 1 to 258 code for a protein of 85 amino acids. The transcript has a single exon. The record is from RefSeq and is a predicted model, not a curated record.
AUGAGUGUCCUGCUGGAUGAUUACGGAGCUAUGCUCGAGAUUACUGAAGAGGUGGUCAAGGCUGCAGCAGGAAAUGUGCAGAGUGGAGAGAGCUUGAUUGAUCCAACGCUAGUGCCAUUCAGGCGCCUUGCAUACGUCCCAUUCAUGGUUACGUUGAGUCAUCCGCCCAUCAGGGUGAUUUGUACUCUGCAGAGACCAGCUGGAUUCAGUUACAUCAUAUGGAUGACUUCAGAGUUGUUGGGGCCGGAGGAGGCGUAG